AUGAUGCCGGGCAGACUAGCGGGAGUACCUGAAAAUCCACUAACACUAUCAUGGCACGACACCGCUUGGAUUCCUAUGCUGAAUCCAGCAAAUGUCAUGGAUUAUUUUUCUGAAAGGAGUAAUCCAUUUUAUGACAGACAGUGUAAUAAUGAAGUUGUCCGUAUGCAGCGCCUGGGGAUGGAUCAACUGAAUAAUAUGACUGGAUUAGAAUAUAUACUUCUGCAUGUUCAAGAGCCCAUUUUAUACGUUAUACGCAAACAACAUCGGCAUACUCCUGCACAAGCCACUCCUAUCGCGGAUUACCAUAUCAUUGCUGGAAUAAUAUAUCAAGCACCUGAUUUAAAUUCAGUUCUGAAUUCCAGACUGUUGUCUACAGUGCAUCACAUUCAAUCAGCAUUUGAUGAAGCAAGCUCAUUUUCACGUUAUCAUCCCUCAAAGGGAUACUCAUGGGACUUCAAGGAUCGGAAAAGUCGAGAAAGAGAGAGACAAGCUGCACUAUCAAAGAAAGAAACGGUUAAAGAUCAAGCAGGUUCUCAUUUCCAGCGUAAUCGUGUCCAUAUGCUCUUGGCAGAACUUUCUCGAAAAUUCCCAGAGCCUGCUUUUCAGCCAAGAGCUGUCACCGCUCCAGCAGAGGGUGCUGAUGUAAAGUCAGAAAUCAAGACUGAAAUCAAAACUGAAGUAAAAAGUGAACCAGGCACCCAGCCAAGAAUGAAACCACCCCCUGAAAAGAAGCAAAGACUUAAUUGAAGUGAAUUUAAGAAUAUUUAUGAUUGUUGAUGCUGAUUACUUAAAUUAACUCUGGUAAUGUGGCCCUGAAUCACUGUGGAGGCCUCUAAUAAUUUCCACAUCAUGCACCCUAAAUAACAUUUAUGGUAAAAAUCAUAAUUUUUAUUAAAUAAUAACUGACAUGUUCAAGACUAUGUACAAAUAUCAUGUUCAAAAAUAGUUAUACAAUGUAA
This is a messenger RNA of Thrips palmi, 959 nucleotides long. RefSeq names its product mediator of RNA polymerase II transcription subunit 6 (gene MED6). Bases 1 to 747 code for a protein of 248 amino acids. Gene Ontology annotation, biological process: regulation of transcription by RNA polymerase II. NCBI's taxonomy places the organism in Eukaryota, Metazoa, Arthropoda, Insecta, Thysanoptera, Thripidae. Gene Ontology annotation, cellular component: core mediator complex; mediator complex. The transcript is spliced from 5 exons. The record is from RefSeq and is a predicted model, not a curated record. Gene Ontology annotation, molecular function: transcription coactivator activity.